GUAAUUCAGCGCUCGCUUAGAACGCCAGAUUGUAUUGCUACACACAAUCACCAAACUGGCAGUGUCAGUCAACACGUGCACACCACGGGUGGGGUCGUAUGCCCUGAGCAUAGCGACUGCGCACAUAUGAAGUGCAGUGCCAUUGCAUAUUCCAGAAACACAAUUCCAUCCCUUAUAAGCUAUAUCAACUUCUUAUUGCGCCAGCAAGCCGAUGUCCCCGUCUCGCUUUCACGAGCAUCUCACCUCUGGUCAAGACAGCGAUGUUAACUUGGCCACCUUUCCCCCGGAACCCAGCAAAGGAAAUAUACCAGACAGUAACAGAAUUGACGUCAUGGCACAAAUACGCGCAGCAACGAUGACCCCUACUCCCCUCAAAGAACUACUAAAAGAUCCUGUUGUUAUCAACACACUCUACAACGGCGACGGGAGGAAGAAGAGUCAUAGACAGUCAUCUAGCUCGCAACACCAUGAACCCCGUUACUCUACGUCGACAUUGAUGAGCAUGGUGGUAGCAGAAGAAGAAAGGCAAGCACAGCAGCUUAGAUCAACCCUUCGGUCGACGGGGGACAGGCUCGAUCAGGAAAUGCGCAGGGCAAAGCAGGCUGAAUCUAAAGCAGAAUUUUCAGAACUCCGAGCGCAAGAGUUGACUGUGCGUGUCAGUGCCGCCGAAACGGGCAAGCGCUACGCAGAACUCGAAGCGGCGCGUGCCAACGAAGAGACGCGGCGGUAUCAAAUGCGCAUCGAAAGCCUGGAAAAACAGGUCACAAAACUUCAGGCUGACAUCCGCGUCUUAGAGAGGCAAAGAAAUGAAGCCGAUGAAAGCGCAUCACGAGCGCGGGAUACUGCAAGAAAGUUUCAAAUCGAACUUAGCAAGCAGCAAGCAAAGGAGAAAGUAGUAGAAGAAGGUUCGAUAUAUAGUCGGAAGAAGUGGUUCGUAACCGGGCAUAACGAGGGUUGGGAUGCUGGGUAUGCGGAGGGCUUUGACGACGGCAGGGAGGAUGGGUUCGAAGAAGUCGAAACUAAACAAGGUCACAAAAUUGGUCGGAAAGAGAGAUUCAACAAUGACAGAGAACAAGAAGUCGAUGAAAAUGAUCAAACAGCACAAAAAAAGGUGCAACAAUGGAACGAACGCAUGCAGCGGUCUUCAUCGCCAGCCCAACUCGGUCCAAUAUGGCUGAAACGUCCACUGUACCAUGACCACGUGGACGUGACCCGAUGAACAUUUGAUAGAAGAUGCCCGUUGUCUUACACUGGACUCUUUUUAAUGACUGGCAGAUAACGCACCUUUAACUAUAUCGUCGUGACUGAUGGGUUAUUUUUAGUUGAAUUUUGUCCGGACAUGAGCACCGCGCAGGAAAUAGGCCUUGGCUAUUACAACUUGAUUCGCUCAAGGGUACCAUGAUUCUAAGCGUUUUGAUGAUGGUUUCGACGUUUAUUUCCGCGUUUGUGGGCGCUUGUGUUGCCGGCACCGGUCUGGAACUGUGGUUUGAAAGGAUUCGUGCGUGGGAAUAGACU
This is a messenger RNA of Suillus subalutaceus, 1515 nucleotides long. RefSeq lists its product as uncharacterized. The record is from RefSeq and is a predicted model, not a curated record. NCBI's taxonomy places the organism in Eukaryota, Fungi, Basidiomycota, Agaricomycetes, Boletales, Suillaceae. The transcript has 4 exons. Bases 212 to 1219 code for a protein of 335 amino acids.